AUGUUCUCCGGGUCCAGCUCCUACCUAGGGGGCGGCAACAGCGCCCGACCCGGGCAGCCUCAGUAUGGCCAGCAGCAGUCAUUCCAGCAGCCCGGAGGCUUUCAGGGGGGACUGGGCCCUCAGCCAACCGGCUUUGGCGGAGGCCCAUUGCAGCCGCAGUUCACAGGCUUUCCGGGCCAGCCGCAGAACUUCCAGCAGCAGCAACCCCAGUUCACGGGCUUCCCAGGCCAGCAGGCCCAGUCGUUCCAGCAGCCUCCGCAACAGCAGCCCUUCCAGACUGGCGCGCCGCCCCCGCAACAGCCUCAACAGCCUCCUCCGCAGCCGCAGCGGCCACAGCCCACGGGCAUGACGUCCGCGCAGAUGGCCGACUCGUUCAGGUCCACGUCCUCGAGCCAGUCGGCCCCUCCUCCGCCCCCUGCGAAGUCGAGCAAGAUCCCGAACAUCAGGCUGUCGUUCAUUACGGCGCAGGAUCAGGCGAAGUUUGAGCAGCUGUUCAAGUCUGCUGUGGGCAAUGCGCAGGCCAUGUCUGGGGACCAAGCUCGAGACCUGCUGAUGCGCUCGAAGCUCCCGGGCGAUGCUCUGUCCCAUAUUUGGACCCUGUCUGACACCACAAAGUCCGGCCAGCUGCUGUUCCCAGAAUUCGCCCUGGCCAUGUACCUGUGCAACUUGAAGUUGACGGGCAAAGAUAUGCCCACCAGCUUGCCGGAACGCGUCAAGAACGAAGUGUCCAGCAUGGUCGACAUCAUCUCGUUUGGCGUGCCAGAUGAGGGGCCAAACCGCCCUGCUCCGGCGAGCAAUGCCCCUAAGUUCGAUGAACCCCUCAGCCAGAGCUCUCAGAACAUCCCAACUAUCCAGCAGCCACAGCCGCAGCAAUCCAACAGCCAGCUGCUGACUUCAUUGGUGUCUCAGCCCACUGGAUUUGGUCAACCGCAAAUGGGUGGCAUGCAAGCGCAACCCACUGGCUUUGGGCAGGCUCCUGGAGGGGGUUACGCUGGCCCGCGACCGCCGAUGCCACCGAUGCCCACAGGAUUUGGGCCAAAUCUGAAUCCUCAACCAACUGGCAUGGCUCCAUUGAAUGCACAACCAACGGGGAUGCCAGGCCAGUGGGGAUUAGUCAAUAACCCCGCCACGGGUCUCCCAAACAUCGAAGCACUUGCGCAGCGCAUGAUGCCGCAGACGGGACGCGAGGGCAAUGGCAACUACACCACCUCUGGACUCAGUGGCAAUGCAACUAUUCCUUGGGCUAUCACCAAAGGUGAGAAGAGGCUGUAUGACGACACCUUCAGGGCUUGGGAUGGUUUGGGAAAGGGCUACAUCAGCGGCGAGCAGGCUCUUGAGAUCUUCGGCCAAAGUGGGCUUCCCAAACCCGACCUCGAGCGUAUUUGGACGCUGGCCGACUCAGCUGAUCGCGGUCGAUUGAAUCUGGAUGAGUUUGCCGUGGCCAUGCAUCUCAUCUACCGUAAGCUCAACGGAUACCCAGUGCCAAACCGCCUUCCUCCGGAAUUGAUUCCUCCCUCAACACGCAACAUCAACGCAUCCAUUGGCGCGAUGAAGUCUUUGCUGUCUCGUGAUGCAGAGGAGCGGAAGACCACCGGGGCUUUCCUUCAACCCCAGCGCACGGGUGUCAGCUAUCUCAAGUCGCACUCCUUCCGGUCUGGAAGCCCGGCAGCCGGGGGUCGCAAAGACGCGACCGUGUUCCGAAACAAUGAUGACAAUAUUGGGUAUCGCUCCAGUGCGAGGCAUCGCCUUGGUGCAGGAGGUCGCUCGCCCUCUCCCGCUACACCGUCCUCACCCAGUUCCGAGCGAUCAGAUGAAUUGUCUAUCGACCAGCUCAAGAAGUCGGUUAGAGAGAAGCAGAUUCUGUUAGAUGCCAUGGAUACCCGAGACGAGAACGCUGCUGAUGAAGAUGAUGCGCUUGACCGUCGGGACCGACGAGAAGCGGAAGAUCUCUACCGCCGAAUCCGCCGGAUUCAGGAAGACAUUGAUAGUCAUCCACAAGCAUCUCUCAGAUCCAGCGAUUCUGAUGCCGAACGCCGGGCCCUCAAGCGUCAGCUUCAAAACUUGACGGAUCGCUUGCCCGAACUUGCUUCGAACGUUCGUCGAACAGAGCGCGAGAUUUCCGAUGCGCAGCUAGAGCUCUUUAGGCUUAAGGACGCCAAAGCUAAUCCCGGAUCAGCCUCCGCUAUUGUUGGCACUGGUCCGGGAGGCUCAAUCACCGAAGCAGAUCGUUUGAAAGCGCGCGCCAAAGCUAUGAUGCAAGCGCGCUCCGCUGCCCUCACUGGCAAGCCUGUGCCUGCCGGCGAUGAUACGGGCGCAGCCGCAGAACGUCUAGAGAAGGAGAGCUUACGCAUCCGUACUGAGCGGGAGAAUAACGAACGCAUGAUUCGCGACGUAGAGGAUAGUGUUAGUGAGUACACCAAAGGGCUGGAGGCAAGCCUCAAGGAGGGCGGACAUGACAGCACUAGCGAGCAUGAACGACGUAGAUGGGAAGAUGGGUUGGGCGUUGAGGAUGAGGUCAAGGACUUCAUCUUUGAUCUCCAACGGAGCAGCAGGGCUGCCCGCAUUCGAAAGGAAGACUCGUCCCGUGACCGUCACCAGCCGUCAUCCCGCGCCAUCGAAAAUGAUCGACCUUCCGCGUCCUCUCGAUUCGAAAGUCCAGCACGUAGCGCUGAACCUUCUCCUCGCCCUUCUUCGACUACUCCUGCAGGUGGCUCUUACUCAUCCUACAAGACUCCAGAAGAGCGCGCGGCUUUCAUCAAGCAACAGGCUGAGCUGCGCAUGGCUGAACGGCUGGCUGCCCUAGGUCUGCGCCCGGCAGCCAAGGCUGGCGAAACCCCGCAGCAGCGUCAAGAAAGGGAGAGGAAAGAGCGAGAAGAGAAGCUGCGACAAGCUGAAGAGGAAGACGCCCGCCGUGAGGAGGAGAGGCAGAAGCGCCUCAAUGAAGAGUCCAUCGCUCCACCGGUCGCCGCGAAGACGAGCGGCAAGAAGCCGCCUCCACCACCGGCUUCAAGGAAGAACAAGGCCGAGGUCGCUCAGCAUGAUGUCAAACAAGCGGAAGCGGAAGCCAGGAGGGCGGAAAACGAGAUCGCUGAGAAGGCACUGCGCGAACAACAAGAGGCUCAAGAAGCUGAGCGUAUGCGCAUGGAGGAGGAGGAGAGACGGCAGGCAGAUGAGUUGGCCAAGGAGCGUGAAGCCGCCCAAGCGAGGCUCCGUGCCUUGGAAGAGCAGGUCAAGCAAGGCAAACUCAAGAAGCAGGAAGAGAAGAAGCGCAAAGAAGCGGCACAGAAAGAGGCCAAGGAGAAGGAGGCUCGACUCGCAGCCCAACGCGCAGAGAUUGAAGCCGCCCGCGAGCGUGAACGACAGCUACAGUUGCAGUUGGAGAGCCUCGACGAUGAGGAGUCUUCUUCUGAUGACGAGGGCCCGCAGAACAUCACUCCGCAAGACACGACGCCUACAGCCAGUCAAGAACUACCACGGGAGACCGCUCCUCCCGCAGCGCCUCCGCCAGCACCCCCAAUGCCACCAGCAGCUCCACCCUUGCCGCGCCAGAACAGCACCCCACCGUCUUCCAUGGCAAGUCCGCCGCCCUCAUCGCUCACAAGCCCCCAUCCCGGUAUGGGCGACACAGAAACGAAGAAUCCGUUUCUCAAAAAGAUGGCUAUGUCUAACCAGGACCACAAUCCCAUCCCGACACCCCCACCCCCACCAAGCAAUGCCAGCGAGGUGUCUACCAAUCCGUUCCACCGUCUGACGCAGGAGAAUGCCAACAAGGCCCCCACCUUCAGCGAACCAGCUGCUCCCCCGGCCCGUACUCGAGGCAGGCCAGAUGACGAUGACUGGUCGGUUGUUGACUCAGAUGAUUCGUCUUCGGAUGAUGACGAUGCACCCCAAGGAGGCGCCAAGCAGCUGGCCUCUAUCCUGUUCGGCACUAUGGCUCCACCACGUCCGCUGUCUUCCAUGGACAACAAGAGCCCUCGCGCUGAGAGCCCAACUGUGUCGUCGCCACCUGCAGGCAUCCCACCGCCUCCGCCAAUGCCAACGGGCGGGGCGCCCCCUCCACCACCAGGUCCACCACCGCCACCUGCUGGGGGACCUCCGCCUCCGCCUCCGCCUCCCAUGCCCGCCGCGAGGCCCGCCGGAGCACCUAAUCGCGGUGCCUUGCUAGGCGAGAUUCAGGCAGGCAGGGGCUUGAGGAAGGUCGAGACGAAAGAUCGCAGCACGGCGGCAGUAGCAGGAAGGGUUUUGUAA
This is a messenger RNA of Trematosphaeria pertusa, 4248 nucleotides long. RefSeq lists its product as uncharacterized. The record is from RefSeq and is a predicted model, not a curated record. Lineage: Eukaryota; Fungi; Ascomycota; Dothideomycetes; Pleosporales; Trematosphaeriaceae. Gene Ontology annotation, molecular function: actin binding; calcium ion binding. The transcript is spliced from 4 exons. Gene Ontology annotation, cellular component: mating projection tip; plasma membrane; nucleus. Gene Ontology annotation, biological process: endocytosis; endosomal transport; actin cortical patch assembly. The coding region runs from base 1 to 4248 and encodes 1415 amino acids.